Molecule: messenger RNA, 1599 nt
Organism: Chironomus riparius
Lineage: Eukaryota; Metazoa; Arthropoda; Insecta; Diptera; Chironomidae
Source: the annotation of a GenBank genome assembly
AUGUCGUGGGAUGAAAAGGAACUAGACUUUGAGGAUCUAAAUACUGAAAUUGACCAACGAUGUUCCAGUGAUAUAUUAAGAGUAUUUAAGAACAAUCAAGGAGUUUGUCUCUACAAACUUUUUAAUGACGAUGAGUUUAAUGAUGUUAUUAUGAUUUUUAAGCUCAUAAUCAAUAGGGAAAUGGAUGUAAAGAUAAUAAGUGAUGAGUAUGAAUACAAGGAUUUUGAUAAACUUACUUCCUGGAAUCAAUUAAAUGAGUUAAUUGAGAAAUACUUGCAAAAUGAUGAAUCUCAAAUGGUUUUUGAGGAAUAUGACGAAAUUAUUGAAGAAUCUAAUCCAGACAUCGAAUCUUUUGACACAGAAGAAGUCAUAGAAACAGUGGCACUAGUUGAAACAGAAGAAAUAUUUGAGGACGAGUCAAUGAUCGAUGAAAUUGAGGCUGAAACGGAAAAUCCAUUUCAAUGCACAAAUUGUCAUAUAAUCUUUAAGAAUACGCUGGGUCUUAGACAUCAUUCACAAAGCUGUAACAUCAAGAAAUCUAUAGUUCAAAAAUGCACAAUCUGUGAUCAGAAUUUCUCCUCAAACUUACAACUUCGACUACAUAUGAAAAGUCAUGAGGAUCAAAAGGGAUUGAAAUGUCCAUAUUGCACAAAAACAGUUGUUAAUAAUGGUAGCUUACAGAGACAUAUAAAAGCUAUUCAUCUGAAGCAACGACCACAUAAAUGCUCAUUAUGCGGUAAAGCCUUUGCAACAUCAACGAUAAGGAAUGCACACGAAAGGACACAUAAUAGAAACUCUGAAGUACAAAAAUAUUUAAGUAGGGAUGUCAAUGGAACCGUUUGCUAUCGAUGUCCAAAUUGUAAUGAUAUUUUCGAUACAUCAGAUCAUCUUAAGAAUCAUAUCGAAAAGAACUGCUAUAGACCACGAAAGAAGCGUACUUAUAAGUAUCCAUGCAGAUAUUGUGGAAAGCAAUUUGUAACCAAGAUAAUAGCUGCUAAGCAUUACUCAGAUGAUCAUGAUGUGAUAAUAAGUAAUCCACAAAAAUUUUGUUUCGAAUGUAAUGCAGAAGUUGAGGAUUACGUUAAUCACAUCAGGUUUCAUACAUGCCAAUUUAAAUGUAAUUAUUGUGGAACUAAAUUCUUAACUGAAGAAACAUGUCGACAGCAUGAGAUCUCAAAGCACUCCGUACCUGAAGAUCGUCCAUUCCAUUGCAGUUUUGAUUCAUGCAAUGCAUCUUUUAAGACUGAACAUCAUUUAAAGUCACAUAUUAAUUCAAUCCACGAUCAUAAUGAACGACUUUUUCGAUGUGAAAUAUGCAAUAGUAAAUUUGCAUCCAAAUCACUGCUUACUGCUCAUCUCAGAACACACGAUAAAGACAGUGCAAUAUUUUCUUGUAAGAUUUGCGGUAAGUCUUUCAAAAAGCUAGCUACACUUAAGAAUCACUCAGUUGCACUGCAUCAAACAGAUGAAAUUUAUGAAUGUGGACUUGACGAGUGUCAGCUACGAUAUAAGUUCCUUCAAGAUCUCAAAAUUCAUCGGCAAAACACACACGGAAUGAAUUUGAAUAUUCAGAAAUAUUUCCAUGAAGGUGAUGAAUAG